CUAUCGCGAUAAUGGCGGACGGGAAGAACCGUAAAGACAUUCUCGCUGAAAAACUUAAGCUCACUCCUCUAUCGGAGGAAGGCGGUUACUUUAGCGAGACCUAUCGCUCUGUUGAGACUAUAGACACAGAACGAAAGGGCAAGUCCCGCAACCUGUUAACGCUGAUCUAUUAUUUGAUCGCUCAAGAUUUCGGGGGUAGGAAUUAUUUACACCAGAAUAAAAGUGAUAUCGCGCAUUUCUUCCACGAAGGCUGGCCUAUUGAGUACACCCUCGUGUCUCCGGAUGGUAAGAUAGAGAAGCAUAUACUUGGGCGAGAUGUCAGCAAAGGGCAAGAGCCUCAGCUUAUUGUAAAGGGAGGCUACCUCAAGGCAGGCCGUGUGAUGUCAGAGUUGACAGAAUAUGCAGCUUUUGAUGGAGAGACGCCUUUUGGUCUCAUCUCAGAAGCAGUUGCACCUGGCUUUGACUUUAAUGACCGGUUCGUUCCAGACAGAGAGGAUGUCAAGAAAAUGCACCCAGAUUUGCUCAAAGAGUUGGAGGAACACAUUGCACCAAAAUAAAUGCACAGUUUUAGGUCAUUGUUGGUGUAAGAUGCCUAUUGUUUGGGGAAGGUUUGGUAGUCUACUUGAAUAAAUGGAAAAGUUCAAUUGUU
Nematostella vectensis (starlet sea anemone) is the source of this 649-nucleotide messenger RNA. RefSeq lists its product as uncharacterized. Gene Ontology annotation, cellular component: intracellular anatomical structure. The record is from RefSeq and is a predicted model, not a curated record. Lineage: Eukaryota; Metazoa; Cnidaria; Anthozoa; Actiniaria; Edwardsiidae. The transcript is spliced from 2 exons. Bases 12 to 557 code for a protein of 181 amino acids.